Molecule: messenger RNA, 2392 nt
Organism: Anoplopoma fimbria (sablefish)
Lineage: Eukaryota; Metazoa; Chordata; Actinopteri; Perciformes; Anoplopomatidae
Gene: psmb9a
Product: proteasome 20S subunit beta 9a
Exons: 6
Coding region: 170-820 (216 amino acids)
Cellular component (GO): proteasome core complex
Molecular function (GO): threonine-type endopeptidase activity
Source: RefSeq, a predicted model, not a curated record
GAACAACUUCACUUUCAAUUUCGAUUACACUCAGGAGAACAUGGAGUCCGUCUGAUGUGUGGCCAAACGCGUAGGGAACAGUUUAAUAGCUAAAUACGGUUUCACAAGAAAACUUGAUAAAACCAGAUACCGUCGUUGUUGUCGUUGUUGUCAUUACCAGAAGUGCACCAUGUUGGAAGAAACGGGGCCAGAGUGGCUUUCCGAGGAGGUGAAGACCGGAACGACCAUCAUCGCCAUAGAGUUUAAUGGAGGGGUCGUGCUGGGGUCUGACUCCCGAGUGUCUGCAGGGGCGUCGGUGGUGAACAGGGUGAUGAACAAGCUGUCUCCCCUCCAUGACAAGAUCUACUGUGCUCUGUCAGGCUCUGCAGCAGACGCUCAGACCAUCGCUGAGAUAGUCAACUACCAGCUGGAUGUCCACAGUGUUGAGAUAGAUGAGGACCCCCAGGUUCGCUCAGCAGCCUCUCUGGUGAGGAACAUCUCCUACAAGUACAAGGAGGAGCUGUCGGCGCAUCUCAUCGUGGCCGGUUGGGACAGAAGAGAUGGUGGACAGGUGUUUGCAACCCUGAGUGGUCUCCUGACGAGGCAGCCUUUUGCAGUUGGCGGCUCUGGCAGCUCAUAUGUUUAUGGCUUUGUUGAUGCUGAGUAUCGCAGGGAUAUGAGCAAGGAGGAGUGCCAGCAGUUUGUUGUAAACACUCUGUCCUUGGCGAUGAACCGUGAUGGCUCCAGUGGCGGCGUGGCAUAUAUCGUCUCCAUCGAUGAACACGGCACAGAGGAGAAAGUCGUUCUAGGAAAUGACUUACCAACCUUCUUUGAUCAGUGAUACUUAUAGUUCUGUCAUCUCUUGUCUGCCAAGCCACUGCUGUGCAGAAUGCAAUUAGGUAUUUGUUUUUCUCACAAUGGCCAUCACAAACACUUUGGCUCUGCUGUCAACUAAUUAAGCUUGUAAACCAAAAAAAUAGUAGACAGGAAUACUUUUACGUAAAAGUUAAGUUUUACAAUAAAAUCAUUGCAUUGCUCUGUGAUACGCAAACCUUUUUCAAAUGUAAUAUCAGGUAUGACAUCAUAUGUGGCUCAUCAUCAAGAGACUUAAAUAUAAAAACAAAAGCUUACAUUAGGUGACCUUUAUCGAUUUAUCUGCCAUGGAAAAAAUGCUUAUUUUCAGUCUUUGUAUGUGAUUCUAACAAGGUUAUCUCACCAGAUACACGGGUAAACAUUUUGCCACUUGCACCCCUUGGCCAAGUUCAGGAUAGCUUCACAAAGUUAGACUUGGUAUGGUCACUAAGUCUGUCAAAUAGUUUUCAUUAUUUGGUCAACCUACAGUAAUGUUUUAAAUAGUGGUCAACAGAUAUGUCUUUUUCAAUGGCUGAUGCCCAGAGCAGGGCAACAGAUUGCCGAUUCAUAAUGUGGAUAUAUUAUUGUAAGGGAUGUUUUUAUAUAUAUAUAUAUAUAAUAAAAUACAACAAUUUAAUAAUAAUAACAAAUUAAACACAAAAUUAUGCCUUUAUACACCUGAGGUGUGACUAAUAAAUGAGAGGAAAUGCGACAUAGUUGCCUGCAAAUAUUAUAUGUCUGGGGCUUUUAUUGUGAAAGAUAAGAACGGAGGGAGUGGAUCUGGUCAGCGCUGCCUUUGUAAAGUUGGAAAUGAGUAGUAAAGUUUGCCAACUGAUUAAAAUGUGGUGGUCAAAGGUCACUAUGACCUCAAAGAACACGUUUUUGGCGAUAACCCUAACCCUAACCCUAUAAAAAGCGUAAUUUAAAAUAAAUGUAAUCAAAAUAUUAAACAUAAAAUUAUAAAUGAAACAUAACAAUGUUUUAGUGCACUUAACAUUGAUUAUAUAGCUGCAUGUCCUUGCUACUAAGAGACAGUGAAAAUGUGUUAACAUAUAAAAAAAUAAAUAAACAAUGUUUGUAGCCUUCCUUGGCGUUGGCUCAGUGAAUACUAUGGUAAAGAAAUAAUCAGCAUCUUAAAAUGACAUUUUAAUGCAUAAUUAAUUACCACUAGUUUAAAUGAGGCUUAGUGGCAGAGUAAAUAAAGAAUUGACCUUCCUUGGACAAAACCUGCUGAACAAUCAGCCUCACUAUAAACAGUCCCAGAAACACUCACUUAGCAGCAGCAGUUGUCUGUGUGAGGUAUUCAGAGUGGCAAGCUUAUCAGCAAAGAGUCAGAGUCAUGUUUGUUGUACCACCUCCAGAUUAUAACACCCUAGUGCUUUUCAUCCCAGUAAUCAGACGUAUUAAGAUGCCUGCACGGUUGGUGGUUGGGCAGGUCGACGCAAACUGCCCACAUGGUUUUAAAUGUGAGCCUACAUGCAUUUUGAAUAUACGUUAUCAUUGGGCAUGUGUGCAUAAGUGAAAUUUAAAAUAAAAUGAAAGGCCUGUGUUGCAAAAAAUA